ACAGAAUAUCUGGCAACAUUUAACUAGCAUUUUCUAACUGAUAGCAAAGAAGUAGACUACCUUGACCAGCCUAAUAAUAGACCAUGAAGUUAGGUGCCCCGCUCAUCAUUAUCGUGCUUACGCUGUAACAUACUAUAGCCCAAGGCUGUAUGCAUUGUUAAUACAGUGUCAACAUAAGACCUGAGCUGAUAAAGAAAGUGAUACGUUUAGGAUAAGUGGAGAGGCUAGUGGCUCCUUACUCCUCCACUGCAGCAGAGCAGUCAGAGUGAUGCAAGUUAACGCCUGACGGGCCUUCUGAGGUGGCAAGCUGAGGGGCAGAGCCCGUAGCGGUGGGUAGAGGACAGGGCAGUGGCACCCACAGUGACCCGAUGGGCGGAGAGGCAGAGCAGGAUAGAAGGGCAGGCCUGGCAGGGUGCGGUCUCGAGUGGCAACUGAUGCCUCGAAUUCCCAAUUCAACUGGAAAGGCAAAGCGGCAGAGACAAAAAAACGGGACAAGAAGGAGAAACGCCAGAACCAGUAGUGUUCCUCCUCGUUUGACAUUGACAGCACCUCAGUGGCAAAACCACAGCACGAAGAAGACAAUCUGCGACCACUGUUCACUACAGAAGAUCUACUUUGAACCUGUUUGUUUAAAUGAGCAGCCUUUUCAACUCCAUACCCAUAUCUGUUGGCUCCCGACGACGAGAAAGAACAAGAUACAGUUAAGCGGCGACGUUUGGACAACACCGGACUCGGACCCCGGAGACAUUGAACUUUUACCCCUGCUACCGGUUACACAAAACAAAACAUUCGGCUAAAUGACUGUUUUGGGGGGCUUUUACGGACAGUUGCUGUGCGCACCGAGGAUGGCGUGGAUAAGGCUUAUAUAAUAUUGAAAUAUUCUGUCCCCUAACCUCCAUUCCUUACCCUGUGGGGGGAACACGGAGCAUCCAGGGGAGGGGGUAGCUUGCGACACCUCCGCGACCUGCGCCACCUUACCACUCCGCUUCGGAGUGGCCGGCCCUGCCGGUCUGGCUGGGAUGCGUCUCUCCGUGCUUGUAGGGCUCUUCAUCGGCUGCGCCCUGUUUCUCGCACCUGUAACCGAGGGCUGUGGGCCGGGGAGGGGAUACGGCAAGAGACGUCUGCCAAAGAAGCUCACACCCCUCGCUUAUAAGCAGUUCAGCCCAAACGUUGCCGAGAAAACACUGGGCGCCAGUGGCAGACACGAAGGCAAAAUAACGAGAAACUCAGAACGGUUCAAAGAACUCACUCCCAACUAUAACCCUGAUAUCAUUUUUAAAGAUGAGGAGAAUACGGCUGCCGAUCGACUUAUGACCCAGCGUUGUAAAGACAAGCUGAACUCCUUGGCCAUCUCUGUGAUGAACAUGUGGCCUGGGGUGAAGCUGAGAGUGACAGAAGGAUGGGACGAGGACGGGCACCACUCAGAGGACUCCCUCCAUUAUGAGGGAAGAGCGGUGGACAUCACCACCUCAGACCGGGACAGGAACAAGUACUCCAUGCUGGCUCGCCUGGCCGUGGAGGCUGGCUUCGACUGGGUCUACUACGAAUCGAAGGCACACGUGCACUGCAGUGUCAAGUCAGAGCACUCAGUAGCAGCUAAGACCGGGGGCUGUUUCCCUGGUCGUUCUCUGGUCACUCUGGAUGACGGGAGCAGCAGGGCUGUUCAGGACCUCCAGCCAGGUGACCGGGUCCUGGCCUCCUCGGGGGUUGAUGGCAGCAGGAUCGGAGGAGACCUCGUCUACAGUGAGUUCUUCACCUUCCUGGACCACGAGCCUGCAGCCAGGAAACAGUUCUACGUGUUGGGAACAGAGACGGGAGCGAACCUGACCCUCACCGCGGCUCAUCUUGUGUUCGUGACCGAGGGUAACUGUUCAGUGGGCGAAUCGGGUGCUGUCAUGCGGACUAUGUACGCCAGCGACAUACGGCCAGGACAGUGUGUGCUGACCGCAGGGAGAAACCAAGGACUACAGGGAAUCCUCUCCCAGGUCAUUUGGGUCCACAUCCAGAUGGACACCGGGGCCUUCGCCCCUCUGACACGCCACGGUUCACUGGUGGUGGACGGCGUACUAGCCUCGUGCUACGCUGCUAUGGACCAGCACCAUCUAGCCCACUGGGCAUUUGGCCCCCUCCGCCUGCUGUACAGCUGGACCAGAUGGACUGGUGCCUCUCUAGGAGACGGACUACACUGGUACUCACAAGUCCUGCAUUGGAUAGGAACGUUCCUAUUGGACCCUGGACAUUUCCACCCCUGGGGGAUGGUCAUGCACGACUCAGAGAGAUAAAGAGAGAGAAAAAAAAAAAAGACACGGGAGGUCGCAAGUAAAAUUGUCAAAUCAAAUCUAAUGUUAUUUUGUCAGGUUGCUUCGUAGAAAACAGGUCUAACAGUGAAACGUUAACUUACUGGUCCAUUUCCAACCAUGAAUAUAACAAAUAAAAAUACAGAGUAAAAGUAACACAGUUGGUAGAGCAUGGCGCUUGUAACGCCAGGGUAGUGGGUUCGAUUCCCGGGACCACCCAUACGUAGAAUGUAUGCACACAUGACUGUAAGUCGCUUUGGAUAAAAGCGUCUGCUAAAUGGCAUAUAUACAAAAGUAUGUGGACAACACUUAAAAUUAGUGGAUUCGCCUUUUUCAGCCACCCGUUGCUGCCCGGUGUAUAGAAAAUCAAGCACACAGCCAUGCAAUCUCCAUAGACAAACAUUGGCUGUAGAAUAGACUUACUGAAAGUAUGUGGACAACACUUAAAAUGAGUGGAUUCGCCUUUUUCAGCCACCUGUUGCUGCCCGGUGUAUAGAAGAUCAAGCACACAGCCAUGCAAUCUCCAUAGACAAACAUUGGCAGUAGAAUAGACUUACUGAAGAGUUCAGUGACUUUCAACGUGGCAUCGUCAUAGGAUGCCACCUUUCCAACAAGUCAGUUCGUCAAAAUUCUGCCCUGCUAGAAGUGGAAAUGUCUAGGAGCCACAACAGCUCAGCCGCGAAGUGGUAGGACACACAAGCUCGCACAAUGCCCCCGUGCACAAAGCUAGGUCCAUACAGAAAUGGUUUGUCGAGAUCGGUGUGGAAGAACUUGACUGGCAUACACAGAGCCCUGACCUCAACCCCAUCAAACACCUUUUGGAUGAAUUGGAACGUCGACUGCGAGCCAGGCCUAAUCGCCCAACAUCAGUGCCUGACCUCACUAAUGCUCUUGUGUCUAAAUGGAACCAACAGCAAUGUUCCAUCAUCGAGUGGAAAGCCUUCCCAGAAGAGUGGAGGCUGUUAUAGCAGCAAAGGGGGGGGGGGACCAACUCCAUAUUAAUGACCAUGAGCAGGUGUUCACAUACUUUUUGUCAUGUAGUGAGUGAGUGUGUGGGUGUAUGUAGUGUAUGUGUGGUCAAAUCCAGCAUGUGUGCAUAGAGUCAGUGAAAAACAGCGUCCAUGCAGGUAGUCCGGUAGCCAUUUGUUUACCUUUUUAUAUCGAUUUUUAAAAAGUAAUUUAGCAGACGCUCUUAUCCAGUGCGACUAAGUGACUUGCUGAAGGGCACAUCGGAAGAUUUUUUAACUUAGCCGGCUCAGGGAUUCAAACUAGCAACCUUUGGGUUACUGGCCCAACGCUCUAACCGCUAGGCUACCUUGUUUAGAAGUCUUAUGGUUUGGGGGUAGAUGCUCUUCUGGGUCCUCUUGACUCCAGACUUGGUGCAUCGGUACCACUUGCCGUGAGGUAGCAGAGAAAAUAGUCUGUGGCUUGGGUGGCUGGAGUCUUUGACAAUUUUGACACAGACUGGAACAGACGUCCUGAAGUUCGGCCCCAGUGAUGUACUGGGCCGUACGCACUACCCUCUGUAGCACCUUGAGGUCGGAUGCCGAGCAGUUUCCAUACUAGGCGGUGAAGCAGCCAGUCAAGAUGCUCUCAAUGGUGCAGCUGUAGAACGUUUUGAGGACCUGAGGGCCAACGCCAAAUCUUUUCAGCCUCCUGAGGGGGAAGAGGUGUUGUCGUUCCCUCUUCACGACUGUGUUGGUGAGUGUGGACCACGAUAGAUCCUUCGUGAUCUGGACACCAAGGAACUUGAAGCUCUCGACGGUCUCCACUACAGUCCCGUCGGUGUGAAUGGCUGUGUGCUCGGCCCUCCAUUUCCUGUUGCCCAGCUCCUUUGUCUUACUGUCGUUGAAGGAGAGUUUGUUGUCCUGGAACCACGCGCCAGGAGUCUGACGUCCUCCCUGUAGGCUGUCUCAUCGUCAUCGGUGAUCAGGCCUACCACCAUUGUGUUGUCAGAAAACGUUAUUGUGGUGUUGAAGUUGUGCACGGCCACACAGUUGUGGGUGAAGAAGGAGUACAGGAUGGGAGUAAGCAUGCACCCCUGAGGGGCUCCUGUGCUGAGGGUCAGCGUGGUGGAUGUGUUGUUGCCCGUCAGGAAGUCCAGGAUACAGUUGCAGAGGGACCUUAACAUAGUGGUGAGCUUCAAGGGCACUAUGGUGUUACUGAGCUGAACUGUAGUCAAUGAACAGCAUUCUGUAGACAGUGAACAGCAUUCUCAAAUAGGUUUCCUUUUGUUCAAGUGGGAAAGGGCAGCUUGGAGUGCAUUGGAGAUUUUAUCAUCUGUGGAUCUGUUGGGGCGGUAUGCGAAUUGGAGUGUGUCCAGGGUGUCUGAGAUGAUGGUAUUGUGUUGAUGUGAGUCAUGGCCAGCAUUUCAAAGCAUUUCAUGGCUAUAGAUUUGAGUGCUAUGGGGUGAUAAUAAUUUAGGCUGGCUACCUCGGUGCUCUUGGGUACAGGGACUAUGUCAGGGACAGGUUAAAAAUGUCAGUGAAGACACUUGCUAGCUGGUCAGCGCCUCCUCUGUGUAUGCGUCCUGAUAAUCUGUCUGGCCCCCCUGCGGUCUUGUGAAUGUUAACCUGUUUAAAGAUCUGUUACGGAGAGCGUGAUCACACAGUCAUCUGGAACAGAUGCUGCUCUCACGCAUGGUUCAGUGUUGCUUGCCAUAGAAGGCAUUUAUCAAGUCUCCGUGAAGUAUUGGAUAUUACAGUUAUUCAUUUCCCGUUUUGAUAGGAUAGUCUCGAACGAAGCUCGUCCAGUUUGGUCUCCGGUAAUCCGCCAGUACAACAGAGGGAAGAAGCAGAUUAUAAUAUAAUAUAUAAUAAUAAUAAUAUAUAUGCCAUUUAGCAGACGCUUUUAUCCAAAGCGACUUACAGUCAUGUGUGCAUACAUUCUACGUAUGGGUGGUCCCGGGGAUCGAACCCACUACCCUGGCGUUACAAGCACCAUGCUCUACCAACUGAGCUACAGAAGGACCACAUUAUUUUCCUCCGUAGUUUCAUCAGGGUUCAAUAUCGUCGUCUUUUUGUUCUUCCGGGUGUCUGGGACUAGGGCCUGGUCCCGGGUGAGCAGUAUGUCCUUCUCGGCCCCCAAGUUAUAGAAGUAAAAGUCUUCAUUCAAAUCGAGGUUUAGUGAUCGUUGUUCUGAUGUCCAGAAGCGUUUUAUUUUAAUUUUACAUUUUUUAGUCGAUAGGAAACGAUGAUAGAAACAUUUUUUGUACAAAAAAAACAACAACAACAGCAACAACAACAACAACAGUAACAACAACAACAACAACAAAAACAACAACAAAAACAACAACAAAAACAACAACAACAAACAACAACAAAAA
Messenger RNA from Oncorhynchus keta (chum salmon), 5622 nucleotides. Its product is annotated as indian hedgehog B protein-like. Lineage: Eukaryota; Metazoa; Chordata; Actinopteri; Salmoniformes; Salmonidae. Gene Ontology annotation, molecular function: patched binding; calcium ion binding. The record is from RefSeq and is a predicted model, not a curated record. Bases 1020 to 2282 code for a protein of 420 amino acids. Gene Ontology annotation, biological process: protein autoprocessing; cell fate specification; smoothened signaling pathway. The transcript has 3 exons.